Molecule: messenger RNA, 3458 nt
Organism: Trifolium pratense (red clover)
Lineage: Eukaryota; Viridiplantae; Streptophyta; Magnoliopsida; Fabales; Fabaceae
Product: dynamin-2A-like
Exons: 22
Coding region: 376-3120 (914 amino acids)
Cellular component (GO): microtubule; cytoplasm; membrane
Molecular function (GO): GTPase activity; microtubule binding; GTP binding
Source: RefSeq, a predicted model, not a curated record
GAUAACGAUAACGCUGAGGGAGGUAGAAAGCGCGAAAUAGAGGGAUGCAAGUCGUAAGAAGAAAAAAUUGAAAUGAAAAGUUUUUUUUUUUGACAAUACAAAGCAGUUAGCAAUCGCGUGAAAGAGAGAGAGAGUUGGGGGUUCAGCAUAGCACUGGCAAUUAUUAUUAAACAAUUAAGCAUACCAUAAUCAUAUAAUCAUAAUCAUCAUAAUCAUAAUCAUAAUAAUAAUAAUAACAGGUGCAAGCAAGCAAGCAAUCAAAUUUAAUUUGGAUUUGGUUGGAGGAGGGUCUGUCGACGGGUGAAGAAAGAAGCGCAUCAUCUCGAAAUCAAUCAAAUCUGUUGCCGGAAACCUAAAUCCGUUCAGAUCCAUCCGAUGGAGGCAAUCGAGGAAUUGGUUCAGCUCUCCGAAUCCAUGCGACAAGCUUCCGCCCUCCUCGCCGAUGAAGACAUUGAAGACUCCAGGCGCACUUCUACUUUCCUCAACGUCGUUGGCCUCGGCAAUAUCGGUGCUGGAAAAUCUGCUGCAUUGAAUAGCCUCAUUGGACAUCCUGUUUUGCCAACAGGUGAAAAUGGCGCUACCAGGGCUCCCAUUAGCAUUGAAUUGAAUAGAGACACAUCUUUAACCACCAAGUCUAUCAUCCUCCAAAUGGAUAAUAAAUCUCAGCAGGUUUCUGCAAGUGGCCUCCGACAUUCUCUACAGGAUAGACUCAGCAAAGGUUCCUCUGGUAAGAGAAGUGAUGAAAUUUAUCUAAAACUUCGUACCGGUACUGCACCGCCGUUGAAGUUAAUUGAUUUGCCUGGAUUGGACCAGCGGAUAGUUGAUGACAAAAUGAUCAGUGAAUAUGUUGAGCACAAUGACGCUAUUUUACUGGUGGUAGUUCCUGCGGCUCAGGCACAAGAAAUUUCAUCAUCACGAGCCCUUAGAGUAGCAAAGGAAUAUGAUGCUGAAUCCACCAGAACAGUUGGUGUUAUCAGUAAAAUCGAUCAGGCAGCCGCAGAACCAAAAGCCCUUGCAGCUGUGCAGGCACUCCUAUUGAACCAGGGACCACCAAAAACCUCUGAUAUUCCGUGGGUUGCUUUGAUAGGCCAGUCUGUUUCUAUAGCUUCUGCACAGUCUGGGAGUGGUGCACCUGAGAGCUCGUUGGAAACUGCCUGGCGCGCUGAAACUGAAAGUUUGAAAUCCAUACUGACCGGAGCCCCUCAAAGCAAGCUUGGUAGAAUUGCUUUGGUUGAGUCUCUUGCUGCACAAAUCCGCAAUCGUAUGAAGCUGCGGCUUCCAACACUCCUCACUGGCCUUCAGGGAAAGUCUCAAAUUGUUCAAGAAGAAUUAGUGAAGCUCGGUGAACAAAUGGUUAGUACUUCUGAAGGUACAAGAGCUCUAGGCCUGGAGUUAUGUCGUGAAUUUGAGGAAAAGUUUCUUCAACAUCUCACUGGAGGCGAGGGUAAUGGUUGGAAAGUGGUUGCCAGUUUUGAAGGGAAUUUUCCUAACAGGAUCAAGCAACUUCCUAUUGACAGACACUUUGACAUAAACAAUGUCAAGAGGAUUGUCUUAGAAGCAGAUGGAUAUCAACCUUAUCUUAUCUCUCCAGAGAAAGGUCUGAGGUCCUUAAUAAAAGGCGUUCUUGAACUGGCAAAGGAGCCAUCACGCCUGUGUGUCGAUGAGGUACACCGUGUGCUUGUGGAUCUAGUUUCAGCUGCUGCAAAUGCUACACCUGGUCUUGGAAGAUAUCCUCCUUUCAAGAGAGAGAUUGUGGCAAUUGCAAGUUCUGCCUUGGAGUCAUUUAAAAAUGAAUCCAAGAAAAUGGUGGUUGCACUAGUUGAUAUGGAGCGUGCAUUUGUUCCACCCCAACAUUUUAUUCGUCUAGUGCAGAGGCGAAUGGAAAGGCAACGCCGAGAAGAUGAGCUAAAGAACCGGUCAUCCAAAAAGGCAGUUGAUGCAGAACAGUCAAUUCUAAACAGGGCAACUAGUCCCCAAACAGGUCAACAGAGUGGAGGCAACUUAAAAUCAAUGAAAGAGAAAUCCAGUCAGCAAGACAAGGAUACACCAGAGGUAUCUGGCUUGAAGGUUGCGGGUCCCGAUGGGGAGAUUACAGCAGGAUAUCUGUUUAAAAAAAGCGGCAAAGGUAGUGGUUGGAGUAAGCGGUGGUUUGUUCUAAAUGAAAAGAGUGGCAAGCUUGGAUAUACCAAAAAACAAGAAGAGAGACAUUUUCGAGGAGUAAUUACAUUGGAGGAAUGCAAUAUUGAUGAGAUUUCUGAUGAGGAUGAAGCCGCUGCAAAGAGUUCCAAGGAUAAAAAGUCCAAUGGACCCGAUUCUGGAAAAGCAUCUAACCUCGUUUUCAAGAUAACAAGCAAGGUCCCUUAUAAGACUGUUAUGAAAGCUCAAAGUACAGUUUUGUUGAAGGCGGAGAGCAUGGCAGAUAAGGUUGAGUGGAUCAACAAGCUGAGAAAUGUUGCCCAGGCUAAAGGGGGUCAAGCAAUUGGUGAACCUAGCUUUCCAAUGCGACAAAGUCUUUCUGAUGGUUCCCUUGAUACUAUGGCUAGAAAACCUGCUGAUCCAGAGGAAGAGCUGAGAUGGAUGUCUCAGGAAGUGCGUGGUUAUGUUGAAGCUGUUCUCAACAGCCUUGCUGCCAAUGUUCCAAAAGCAGUUGUUCUUUGCCAAGUAGAGAAAGCUAAAGAAGACAUGCUUAACCAGUUAUACAGUUCCAUCAGCGCUGUAAGCUCAGCAAAAAUUGAGGAACUGCUCCAGGAGGAUCAAAAUGUCAAGCGUAGAAGGGAGCGUGCUCAGAAACAAUCUUCCCUUCUUUCAAAACUUACUAGGCAGCUAAGUGUCCAUGACAACAGAGCGGCUGCCGCGUCCAAUUGGUCUGAUAGAGGGAGUGCAGCAGAAAGCAGCCCACGCAGCUCUGGACCAACAUCGGGUGAUGAUUGGAGGUCUGCAUUUGAUGCUGCUGGCAAUGGUCCAAGUGACUCACUAUCCAGGUAUGGUUCUGGUGGUCACAGUAGACGUUACAGUGAUCCAUCCCAAAAUGGCGAUCUGAGCUCAGGAUCAAAUUCUAGCAGUCGCCGGACACCAAAUCGGUUGCCUCCUGCUCCUCCACAAUCUAGUUCAAGAUAUUAGAUAAAGCUACAUAUGAUUUUAACCACAACUAUGCAUUCUCCUCAGAUGGACACUUUCAGUUUUUUCUGCAUAUAACAAGACUUCCACAUCCUUUUUGAAGUGAUUUACUCGGAAUGUUAUAGGUUUGUAGAUAAGUAUUGUUAGCGCAGUUAUCUGAAGGUCAUACACAGUAUGUAUCCAAUUUUAUUCCCUUACUGUGUAUGUGGGGGGCAUUGUUGGGGGAGAUGAUAGUGUCUCCCUGAUUUUUUUCCCCCUCUUACAGAUGUAAUUGUUUUGUAUCCAAUGUGAUUAUCAGCAUUAGCAUAUCAGCAUUUUAUAUCAAUGCACAUUUAUCAUGA